AUGGUGAACUCAAGAGGGGGCUUUUCCACACCUUCACAGCAAACUAUCAUCACAGGCGUUAGCCAUUCACCACACGGCUCUUACCACAGCGCAUUCAGCGCCGGCGCGAGCCCCAGUACAAAUAGCCCUACUGGAUCUAACUCCCUGACAAAAAUUGUCGUCGCCCAAGUCUAUCUUCUUCUGAGCACUAUUAAAGAGGAGAGUAAGGACCGCACCAAGUGGGAACAACAAGCUGAGCAGCUCAGAAAGCUGAUCGAUGAGCACGGUAUGGAAGUGUUCCAAAAAUACUUUAGUCGUCUUGUGGUUGGAAAUGCCGCUACGAUAUUCCCAGGAGUCAACCGACAGGUAGCCAAUACUUCGAAUUAUCCCAUACUGCGAGAUGAGGUCCACAAGGUAUCUCACGAUAUCAACCAGGCAAGGAAGAUUGCAGAGUCUAUAGAGACAGCAAACGAGGAUAUAUUCCGAGACUUCGACCUCUCUACAUUCAUGGAGCAUUUCAAGCUAGACGCGCUCGAGAAGACAAUUCUAGCUUUGGCCUUCAAGAUUGGCUCCAGAUCAGACCUCAAGACUAAGGCGGAUGCCAUCAUAUCUGCAAACUACCCCCAGUUCCUGCAAUUUCUCAUAACUCCAACGCAGUCCCAUGAAGAUAUGCCGUCUGACUUUCUAGCUACGAUUAUCGAUCGAUUUAUACAAGAACACCCUCGAAACUUCGAUGAUACUGCCCAGAACGACCUCAUGAUGGCGCUUCAGUUCCGAUAUCGAAAUCAAAACCCAGAAAAGGAUGCCACACUUCCCACUACUAUCCUGGCAGCUCUCUACCUCAAUCAUUCCUUGCGCGCCGACAAUCCUUUGAUCUCGCUCAUACACAAGGUUGGCUCAAGCUUCACGGCAGACGAAGAAUCAUGCCGAGGCUACCUGCGGAAUGGGAACUUUCGCCUCGACGAAGAGCUGGUGGCUGGUGCUGUGCUCUACACGGCGAUCAGUCGCAGCAUACCCUACUCUACCAUGAUUUUGGUCAACAGCGUGCGGAAGGAGGCCUCGCCCGACUUCAACUGGCAACACGUCAUUGGUUUCUUUGACCAGGACUCAUUGAAGGUAGCCAAAGACCAGUUCCUUGCACUGUAUAAUGCAUUUCGACCUUUCGCGGUCGAGGGCUUAAUUGACAUACAAUACAUGUGGGGAGGGACCUGGCAGAAUACCGAGACGCAACUGUCUUUCAUCAGCGCAUACUCAUCUCUAGAUGAGAGUGAGCUUGAUGCGACAACUAUACCGGGGCUGGAGCUUGCAUUCACAUUAGAGGACUUCGAAGGUUGCGAGUCGGUGGUCAUGGAGCGCGCCGUCCAGGCGAUUAAGCACCCUCUUGUAUCGGUCGUUGCCCUGUCGGCGAUGUUCCACGUUGCUUUACACACAACUGCUGCUUCGGAUACCAUUGAAGCCAAAAGACUCUUUCAAGAAGUUGUAGUACCCAACCUGGACGUUUUCCUCGUUUCAUCUUUUGGUGUCCCGAAACCAUGGCCCGAACUGGCGACGGAUACCAUCAACAACCUGUUUGAUCGUUUCCUCUACAAGUAUGAUUCUAACUUCGACUUCGUACUCGAGGGUCUGUGGCGCAAAGACAAACAAUGGGUGGCACAACGACUUAUCGAAGCUCACGCGAAGCAGCCCAUGGAGUUGCUUACAAUUUUGGACCAUGCUUUGAGGCAUAACUGGCUUGAAGAUCUGACCUCUAUUCCCAAUGGAUUUGGACUGGAUCUCGCUGCGGUCGCCAGUGCCAAAGGCUUCCUUGAUCUGGAGCGUUGGGCUCAGAAGCAUCUAUCACGUAUUCCCGAACUUCCCGGGUCGCUUCUCACCUUCCUCAACAUAAAAGCGGAGCAUGAACUCACAUAUCAGCGCCAGAAGCACCUACACAGUGUGGCGCUUCCCGUCAAGACCAUAUCGAAGCUCCUACAGUUGUUGGAAGAUGCGCUGCCUGGUGGCCCAAUGACGGAGCUUACUCUUGUCCAACGCGCAUGUAUCACAGCAUACCCUCGACUCAUUAAUUACGGAGAGGGAUACGAUGACAUCAUUGACGCAAAUGGCGCAGAAGGCAACUCGCUGCCAACCGAAGCCAAUGAGAAAAUGGAAGCACACUACAAGCAGAUGUACAGUGAUGAGGUCCAGGUCCGCGAUGUCGUUGAAGCCCUGGAAAGAUAUAAACACUCCCGUGAUCCAGCUGAGCAAGAUGUAUUCGCUUGCAUGAUACAUGGAUUGUUCGACGAGUAUGCGCUGUACCAGACGUACCCAUUGGAGGCUCUGGCUACUACUGCUGUCCUGUUUGGAGGGAUCAUCUCGCACAAGCUCAUAUCUGAGCUUCCCCUCAAAAUCGGCUUGGGUAUGAUUCUAGACGCUGUCAAAGAUUCCACUCCAGAUGAAUCUAUGUACAAAUUCGGACUUCAGGCGCUCAUUCAAAUCUUCUCCAGGUUGCGUGAGUGGCCUGGCUUCUGCAAGCUCUUGCUUGAAAUCCCUGGCCUUCAGAACACGGAUGCUUGGAAGAAGGCCGAGGACGUGAUUCAUGCCCAGCAGGACUCUCACAUGUUCCCUCCCACCAACGGUAUGAACGGAGCAGAAAUGAAGACAUCCUCUCCACCAUCCUUCAACGCCCUUCGUUUGGAGCUUCCCACAUACCAAUUUCCGGAUCCCGACGAAGAAGUUCAAGACAAGAUCCAGUUUGUCUUGAACAAUAUCAGCAGUGAAAAUCUACAGGCAAAAUUUGACGAGCUCCAAGAUGUCAUAACCGACGAGAAUCAGCAUUGGUUUGCGAGUCACUUGGUGCAAGAGAGGGCUAGGAUGCAACCGAAUUAUCACAACGUAUAUCUCGGGCUGAUUAAGCUUUUCGAAAAGAAGUCGUUGUGGGCAGAGGUGUUACGAGAAACCUACGUUGGAACCUUUAGGACACUUAAUGCAGAGUCCACCAUGCAAACCGCCCUAGAUCGAACACACCUCAAGAAUCUGGCUGUUUGGCUUGGCUCCCUGACCUUGGCACGCGACAAGCCCAUCAAGCACCGAAACAUCGCUUUCAAGCAGCUUCUGAUUGAGGGAUACGAAUCUCAGCGCCUACUUGUCGUCAUUCCCUUUGUGUGCAAGGUCUUGGCGCAAGGAAGAUACUCCACAAUAUUCAAGCCGCCGAAUCCCUGGGUCAUGGAUAUCAUGAAGGCGCUGAUGGAGUUGUACACGAAGGCAGACCUGAAAUUAAAUCUCAGAUUUGAGAUAGAAGUGCUUUGCCAAGAACUCCAUCUGGAGCACAAGAGUAUUGAGCCAUCAGACGAAAUCAUGAACCGGAUCUCGCACAUUGAAGAACCUACCGAGGUCAUCCCACCCGAAGUCAUGGACAGAUUUGACAACAUUUCCAUGAACGGGAUGGCUGGUGGUGUGGGAGGUGGACGAUUCUCUCCCCACGAAAUCACCUCAUCUAUUCCAGAUCUAGGCCCUUUGCUGCAAUACCCUCCUGUUAAUGACAUGGUCAAUCAAAACCGCCUACAGGAUAUCAUGAAGGCUGCAAUCACCCGAGCUGUUCACGAGAUCAUUUCCCCAGUCGUGGAGCGUUCAGUCACCAUUGCUGCUAUUUCCACUGCUCAGAUGAUACACAAGGAUUUUGCUACUGAGCCAAGUGAGGUCAGAGUCCGUGCAGCUGCGAUCAACAUGGUCAAGAAGACAGCAGGUGCUCUCGCUUUGGUCACAUCCAAAGAACCAUUACGAGCAAGCAUGACCAAUUACAUGAGAGCUAUGUCGACCGAUCUACCCCAAGGUCUCCCUGAAGGAACCGUUAUCAUGUGCGUCAACUCGAACUUGGAUUUGGCUUGCAGUCAGGUAGAGAAGAAGGCAGAAGAGCGUGCAGUUCCCGAAAUCGAGGAAAUGAUUGAGCCAGAGCUGGAAGCCCGUCGGCACCACAACAUGACUCGACCAGGUGAGAAAUAUGUGGAUCCUGGAUUGAGUCGUUGGUCAUGGACAAUUCCUGCUCCUUACAAGCUAUCUCCAUCCGAGAGUGGCCUGAACCAGGAACAAAUGGCAAUCUACGAUGAGUUUGCCAGACAGCCACGGGCCCAACCUGUGUCUGCCGGACCUGCGCACAUUCCCUCCUCCUCAGAUGCCACAAGAUCAAUGGCAAAUGAAAUUCUGCAAGAUUCAUAUGCACCUGUUCCCAACCUACCAACGCCAGCGGAGCCUGCCACAAUGCCGCAUCUCCCAGCUCAGCAACCAACCUAUGCCCAACAAAGUAAUGCUAUGACUAAUGGACGACUGCCAGCCAUGCAGAUUGACCCACGUGUUCUGGCAGACAAAGUUGAGAAGGCUUUGAUGGAACUGGAACGAGUAGCUGCCGAUACCUCCGAGCAACAUUUUGGCGAUCUUCCCCGACCUCAUCCUGUUCUUGACGCCGUUGAUCAACUGUACGGUCUGAUCUUUCGAAGUUCUCAGGGACCUGACCACUACGACUUCUAUAUUGUCGACCACAUCUGCAACAUGCUGUUCAACGGCCCGGAGCAAAAUCUAGUCAUAGAGUGCCUAGUCCAAGUUCUGGAAAAUAUUUGCAGGAUGGCAGGUCGGACAGCAAAUCGUGUGUAUGAACACAUCGCUGGGCGACCUGGCGAGGCCUUUUUCCGUGUACCUCUCAUCGUCUGCUUGAUCAAAGCUCAGCUUCUCGAAUGGGGUCGAGUUGAUGUAGAGAUCUCCCGAGUCAUAUCGGAACGGAAGGAUGGCUCGCUACAGUUCCUCUUAUCCCUCUUGGAAGCUGUCCUUCUCAACGAUCGCCCCACUGCGCUCUAUGCAGACUUUGCAAAGAGUUUGGAGGUCGCCUGGUUGUGGCUCUCCGAUGAUCCUACGUUGGAGAUAGGCCAGCGACUGAAACAGCAAUUGGCAGGCUCUGGUCUCCCAGAACCACGCUCUCAGAGUGCGAAGGACAGUAAACAGGAUCAGCUACUCUACCUCUUCGAAGAGUGGGUUCGUCUUUGUCGCAAUCCGAACGCGUCCACAGUCGCACCCUCGCAGUUCAUCUCACAAAUGUACAACCGGCAACAGAUCAACAAUCGGGACGAUCUUCUUAUUUUCAUCCGAGUGGCUGUCGAUAACUCGGUCGACCGUUUCGAGCAGCACAUGCAGAAUGACGGAAACCCUAAUGAUGCGUAUGUCGCCACGGACUCGUUGGCCAAGCUCAUUGCCAUGCUUGUCCGAGGCCAUGAGCAGGAUGGCGAAGUCAAAACUGACAAGGCAGCAUACCUGAGUUCGAUCUUGUCUCUGACUAUCUUGGUUUUGAACCAUCACCAUGUGCUUCGUGGUGAAGGCUUUAAUCAAAAGCCAUUCUAUAGACUAUUCUCCGUCAUGCUCUGCGAAUUGGACGCGUAUGGGAAUGCCCUGCUGGAAGAGGAACAUCAGGAGAUCAUUCUCGUCUUUGCUCGUGCCUUCCUCAAGAUCCCUCCAACUCAUUUCCCCGGUUUCAUCACCAGCUGGAUGAGCCUGAUAUCCCACCGAGUUUUCAUGCCAGCUAUAUUGAGAAUCCCGCAACAGGCCGGAUGGGGAUUGUUCGCGGAUAUCAUGGAGAAGUUGUUGUUCUAUCUUGCAGAGAUUCUCAAGCCGCUGCAUCUUGACGCGACCACCAAUCAGAUCCACCGAGGUGUUCUCAAACUUAUCGUCAUGCUCCACCAUGAUUUCCCUGAUUUCCUGGCCGCCAAUCACUCCAAACUCUGUGCCAACAUCCCCAGCUACUCUGUGCAGCUAUAUAAUCUCAUUCUCAGUGCGACGCCACCUCAAUUUUCCGACACUCCCAAUCCGUUGCAGCCUGGACUGAAGAUUGAUCGAGCUGGAGAGAUUCGAGACUCCCCCGAGAGCAUGAAUGAUGUAGAGGCACCUUUGAGAUCUUCUGGAUUACUAGACGUCGUCGAACGAGCCUUGGAAAAUGGCCCAUCCGAAGAUGCAGUUGCCCAUAUCGCGCACGAGAUCCAACGAAAGAAGACAGGCUUGACAGGAUACGGCUUUGUUCCCAUCAAUGCUGAUCCGAAGCUGAUUGAUUCCCUCGUUCUUUACAUCGGCAUGAACUCCAUCGCAAGAUCUGAGCUAAGAGGCGGUCCUUUGUUCACUCCGAGUACCCAUGAUGUUAACUUGCUGUCAAUGCUUGUCCGGGAGCUUCAUCCGGAGACUCGAUACUUCUUCCUGAGCAGUAUCGUCAACCAACUUCGGUUCCCUAACGCGCAAACUCACUACUUCUCUCAGGUACUUCUUGAUCUGUUUGGCAGUGAUAUCAAUGAGCAUGAAGACAUGGAAGUAUGCCAGCAGAUCACCCGAAUUUUGCUAGAGCGGUUGCUUGGACAAUGGCCACAGCCUUGGGGCCUCCUUGUUGUGACCCAGGAGCUGCUCAAGAACAAGAAGUACAUGUUCUUUGACCUGCCAUUCAUGAAGUUGGCACCCGAUGUUGCUGAACGUUUCCAUAAUCUCGUACAAGCGGGACCGGUCUAG
This is a messenger RNA of Drepanopeziza brunnea f. sp. 'multigermtubi' MB_m1, 6483 nucleotides long. RefSeq lists its product as uncharacterized. The record is from RefSeq and is a predicted model, not a curated record. Gene Ontology annotation, molecular function: molecular adaptor activity. Lineage: Eukaryota; Fungi; Ascomycota; Leotiomycetes; Helotiales; Drepanopezizaceae. Gene Ontology annotation, biological process: nuclear-transcribed mRNA catabolic process, deadenylation-dependent decay; negative regulation of translation. Gene Ontology annotation, cellular component: P-body; CCR4-NOT core complex.